Messenger RNA from Trametes versicolor FP-101664 SS1, 1638 nucleotides. Its product is annotated as feruloyl esterase-like protein. The transcript has 14 exons. Lineage: Eukaryota; Fungi; Basidiomycota; Agaricomycetes; Polyporales; Polyporaceae. The record is from RefSeq and is a predicted model, not a curated record. Bases 1 to 1638 code for a protein of 545 amino acids.
AUGGUACUCCUCGCAGCCCUCGCGCUACUGGCCGCUUCCACGACCGUUCUCGGGGACGCCACCGCGCGGGGCUCGGAAGCGGCAUGCAAGCAGUUCUCGCCGAGCAACAUCCAGGAUGUCGCGCUCACAGCGGCGACGUACUUUCCCGCGAACGCACGCGUCGACAUCACCAACGUCUUUUCUAGCAUCAACACGACGGACCUUCCCGCGUUUUGCCGCGUCGAGUUGAAGAUCACGACGAACGCGACUGCCGGCUCCUAUGCGAUCACCGAAGUGUGGCUUCCGGACGCCUGGAACGGUCGUACGCUUACCGUCGGGAACGGUGGGCUGGGCGGAGGAGUGACCGUCUCUGACCUUGGCGGAGUCGCCGUUCCCCAGGGGUUCGCAGGAAUCUCUACGAACACGGGCCAUAAUUCGACCUCCGGUGACGGCAGCUGGGGCGGUCCGCACAACGAUAACGCAAUUGUCGACUGGGGCUGGCGAGCUGUGCAUCUGAGCGUUGUAGCAGGCAAAGAAAUCGCCAAACAGUACUAUCGCCAAGCUCCGAAAAGAUCGUACUAUGCCGGAUGCUCUACAGGUGGACGCCAAGGACUGAAGGAGAUCCAGAUAUUCCCAGACAGUUUUGAUGGGAUCGUUGUGGGCUCCCCCGCCAACUGGAUGUCCCAUUUGCAGCCCUGGUCCGUCCACAUGAGCCUGAACGUCCUCCCGGCAAACUCGUUGUGCUUCAUUCCCCAAAGCACCUGGGAUAACGUGAUCGGACCAGAAGUCAUGCGGCAGUGCGAUGCUCUGGACGGGCUCUUAGACGGAAUCAUCAACGACCCCCGCGCAUGCAGCUUCCGCCCGGAGGCGCUCACCUGCACCCCGGGCCAAAAUAUGUCGACUUGUCUGACUGAAGACCAGAUCGGCGCACUUCACCGGAUCUUCGCGGACUACUAUGAGGCAGACCAGACGUACAUCUUCGGCGGGUACCAGCCCGGAGGGGAGAAGGCGUACGCGACAGGCCUCGUGGGCAACCCGCCGUUCCCGCUGCCCCAAGACUGGUUCCGGUUCUUUGUGCUCAACGACACACAAUGGACGCAGGACGAGUACAAUGCGAGCAUAAUCACGCUCGGCGAGCAGCUCAACCCGGGGCAGUCCGAUGCGAUCACCCCGAACCUGACGGCGUUCGCAGACGCGCCGCACAACGGGAAGGUGCUGCACUACGUCGGCUGGGCGGACCAGCUGAUCAGCCCGGGGAACAGCGUGCACUACUACGAAACCGUGCACGCGUUCGCGCGCGCGAACACCUCGCUCGCCGUCGACGACUUCUACCGCCUUUUCCCCGUACCCGGCAUGAACCACUGUGGUGUACGCCGCAUGUUGCGCUCUAACGCUGAUGUGGGCGGACAAGCGGCGAACGCGUUCGGCGCCGUGAUGCAGCCGCAGCCGCUCUCGCACGACGCCGAGCACAACAUCCUCGCCGCGUUGUUGCGCUGGGUUGAAGACGGCGUGGCACCGUCGGCCAUCGUCGGUGUCAAAUACAAAAACGACGUGCCAUCGGACGGUGUCGCGUUCACCAGACCGAUAUGCAAGUACCCAUCGACGGUGCGCUUCCGAGGAGGAGACCCAAGCAGCGCGAAAAGCUUCUUCUGUGCGUGA